Caenorhabditis sp. 36 PRJEB53466 is the source of this 633-nucleotide messenger RNA. The record is from the annotation of a GenBank genome assembly. NCBI's taxonomy places the organism in Eukaryota, Metazoa, Nematoda, Chromadorea, Rhabditida, Rhabditidae.
AUGACAUGUUUCGUGACUGUCGGCACCACUCUUUUCGAAGAUUUGAUUAAUGAGGUAAGGAAAAUACUCUUUUUUUUUGUAAUUUCUCACAAUUUUAAGGUCUUGAGUGCGGCAUCAUUGGAGAAUCUGCGGAAAAUUGGCGUCAAACGCGUGCUUCUUCAAAUCGGAAAGGGAAAUUUCAAUCAGUCGGUUCUGGAUCGUCUGUUCGAAGGAGGUCCGACAAAAGACGCUGAUUCCGUAACUGUUCAGGAGACGAGCAUCGAGUAUUACCGCUUCAAACCGUCGAUCAGUGAGGAUAUGGCGAAUGCUUUUGUAAGUUCUGGCGUCUGAAAUCCAGAAAAAGGCCAUUUACAGGUUGUGAUCGGUCAUGCGGGAGCGGGAACGUGUCUGGAAGUGCUCGCCCUCCACAAGCCCUUCAUCACAGUGACCAACGAGAAAUUGAUGGACAACCAUCAGGCGGAGCUGGCCGAGCAGCUCUCCGACGAAAGAUACCUUCUGCACUGCACUCCGUCGACCCUUCCGGAAACCAUUCUCAGCGAGAAUCUCUUCACGCGGCGACAAUUCAAGGCACCGUCGAAGAAGGGCGUCGCGCAGCACAUCGAGGCAAUGGUUGGCAUUCAGAAGACCGAAUGA